GAUGGAGCUGGCGGCCGCGAACCUCAGCGAGGGGAACGCGAGCGAGCCCGAGUCCCCCACCUCAGAGCCGAGGCCCCUCUUCGGCAUCGGCGUCGAGAACUUCAUCACGCUGGUGGUGUUCGGCCUGAUCUUCGCGCUCGGCGUGCUGGGCAACAGCCUGGUGAUCACCGUGCUGGCGCGCAGCAGGCCGGGCAAGCCGCGCAGCACCACCAACCUGUUCAUUCUCAACCUGAGCAUCGCCGACCUGGCCUACCUGCUCUUCUGCAUCCCCUUCCAGGCCACCGUGUACGCACUGCCCACCUGGGUGCUGGGCGCCUUCAUCUGCAAGUUCAUCCACUACUUCUUCACCGUCUCCAUGCUGGUCAGCAUCUUCACCCUGGCCGCGAUGUCGGUGGACCGCUACGUGGCCAUCGUGCACUCGCGGCGCUCCUCCUCCCUGCGGGUGUCCCGCAACGCGCUGCUGGGCCUGGGCUUCAUCUGGGCGCUGUCCAUCGCCAUGGCCUCGCCCGUGGCGUACCACCAGCGCCUCUUCCACCGGGACAUCAGCAACCAGACCUUCUGCUGGGAGCAGUGGCCCAACCAGCGCCACAAGAAGGCCUACGUGGUGUGCACCUUCGUCUUUGGCUACCUGCUGCCGCUCCUGCUCAUUUGCUUCUGCUAUGCCAAGGUCCUUAAUCAUUUGCACAAAAAGUUGAAGAACAUGUCAAAGAAGUCAGAAGCAUCGAAGAAAAAGACCGCGCAGACGGUUCUGGUGGUGGUCGUGGUUUUUGGGAUAUCCUGGCUGCCACACCACGUCAUUCAUCUCUGGGCUGAGUUUGGUGUUUUCCCGCUGACCCCUGCCUCCUUCUUCUUCAGAAUCACCGCCCACUGCCUGGCGUACAGCAAUUCCUCGGUGAAUCCUAUCAUAUACGCAUUUCUCUCUGAAAAUUUCAGGAAGGCCUAUAAGCAGGUGUUCAAGUGCCACAUUCGCAAUGAAUCAUCUCUCAAUGAUACUAAGGAAAAUAAAAGUCGAAUAGACACCCCACCAUCAACCAACUGUACUCACGUGUGAGAA
Molecule: messenger RNA, 1054 nt
Organism: Ceratotherium simum simum (southern white rhinoceros)
Lineage: Eukaryota; Metazoa; Chordata; Mammalia; Perissodactyla; Rhinocerotidae
Gene: GALR1
Product: galanin receptor 1
Biological process (GO): positive regulation of cytosolic calcium ion concentration; G protein-coupled receptor signaling pathway; negative regulation of adenylate cyclase activity
Cellular component (GO): plasma membrane
Molecular function (GO): galanin receptor activity
Source: RefSeq, a predicted model, not a curated record